Molecule: messenger RNA, 984 nt
Organism: Verticillium dahliae VdLs.17
Lineage: Eukaryota; Fungi; Ascomycota; Sordariomycetes; Glomerellales; Plectosphaerellaceae
Exons: 3
Coding region: 1-984 (327 amino acids)
Source: RefSeq, a predicted model, not a curated record
AUGCCGCCCAAGAAGAUCCCCAAACUCAAAGAGAAGCCCCAGGCUGACCACCCCGUCAUUGACCCGACAGCCAUCCCCCCGGCGCUGCCUCCAUCUGUCGAGGAGGCCUAUCGCCGGAAAUGCAUCCAGCUCAAGCAGCGCACGAGCGAGGUUGAAGACGAGAAUGAUGCCACGCGCGUCCGUCUCGCCCGCAUCAGGCGACAGGUCGAGAAGAUGCGCCUCGAACGCGCCAUGCUCCUCGAGCAACUCACCCGCCGCACCAGCACCAACGUCGAGGACUCCGACGGCAGCCCCAGUCCACCACCCACUCCGAAGGAGAAGCCCCUGCGCACCAAGCGCGGCCACCGCAAGCCCUCCCUGCUCGCUGACAUUGACGCCGCCGCCACCAAGUCCGCCGCCGCUUCGCCCUUGGUCAACCAACAUCCCGCCACCCAGUCCCCGAGCUCCGAGGCCUUCUCCCACGCACAAGGCAACGCCGACUCGGCCGCCGCUGCCGCUCCCGCCACGACCAACGGGGUUUCCAAGCCGCCCAAGCGCCCCGCCAGUGCGUUUGACAUGUACUGCGAAGAAUCGCGCCCCGCUCUGCAGAAGACGCCCUUCCAGAGCCGCUACGACGACGCCUUGGCCCAAUACCAGAAGGACAAGGCCAAGUACGAUGCCACCAAGGCAGCGGAGACAGCCGCCGCCGACAAAACGGCCGUUUCGGCCGAACCCGAAGCUGAGACCAAGGACGAGGCCGCCGAGAAGAGCGAGAGCCUUCCCGAGGCACCCAAGGACAAGGACGAUGAGGAUGACAAGGAUGAAAAGGACGACAAGGGUGACAAGGACGACAAGGAAGGCGAGGCUACGGCGGCGGCCGAGGCCGAGAAGGCGGCUUCCAAGUCUCCCGCCCCGACUCCAGCCCCAGCCCAGGACGAGGACGUCGAGAUGACCAACUACGACACCGAAGAGGCCGAGGGCACGCCGGCUGCUGACGACAGGUAG